Molecule: messenger RNA, 1488 nt
Organism: Fusarium venenatum
Lineage: Eukaryota; Fungi; Ascomycota; Sordariomycetes; Hypocreales; Nectriaceae
Biological process (GO): positive regulation of transcription by RNA polymerase II
Cellular component (GO): nucleus
Molecular function (GO): zinc ion binding; DNA-binding transcription factor activity, RNA polymerase II-specific; transcription cis-regulatory region binding
Source: RefSeq, a predicted model, not a curated record
AUGCCGCCAAAGAAACGUGCAUACGUGCCCAAGACGAAAGGCUGCCAUGAGUGUUCUAAGCGACGAAUCCAUUGUGACCGGACCGAACCCAGUUGUCACAAGUGUACCUCCAGAGGCUUAACUUGCAGUGGCUUAGGCAUUCGGCAUCGCUUCAACAAGGGUGUUGCCGCCAGAGGGAAAUGGGCUGGCAAGACUAUCGACAGAGUCUAUGAAGAAAACGAAUGGAAAGUCACAACCACAGACGAAGACGAGCGAAAAUCAUCGACAACCUCGACUGAAACUCAGCUGACGGAAACCGGCGUAUCUCUACCUCAUGAUGAUUACCAACUAUGCGACUUCGAAACCGCGGCUCAAUCCUCAAACCGAGAAAUCCGAGAUCUCAUUACUCAGCAAAACGGGCUAUUAGACGACCAUACCGCCAUUUGCACUCUAUUCUUACACGACAUCCAAGAAAGUACGCCUGCAUGGAAGCGGCAUCUAUUUAUGACUUUCUCACAAUGUAUAUCAACUGAGAUGGUGGCCAUAGACGGUGUUCACAAUGACUGGCGCCACCUGCUCCUCCCUCUGGCCCAGCAAGACGAGUUAGUGAUGAACGCCGUCCUCACCGUCUCGGCAUUCCAUUUCCAUAUCAACAGACUCGAAAACUGCCUUAAGCAGAGCGAACAGCAAUAUCAACCUUUCGGCAACAUUUCAUACGACUCUUAUGUGCCUGACCCAUAUGUGCUCCUUAGUCGAACUAUUCAAGGUCUACGGAAGCGACAGGAACUCAACUCCCGGGACCAAAUUACACAGCAUUCGGUCUUGAUCACUCUGUUACUACUCAUGACUUCUGACCUUGUCACUGGAGGUUCGGAUUUUCCGAUGCUUCUGCGAAUGCUUGAGUCUGCACUGGAUGCGAUCGGCGGCAAGGAAGGGCUGGGAACUGGUAUCCUGGCGGGCUUCAUCAUGCGUGAACUGCACAAGAUACGAGUUUACGCCGCUCCACAUCUCGGUGAAGAAAUGGGUCUUCAAAUGAUCUCAUCCCAGGCUCAAACAGACCAACUGUUCGGCUGUCUCAACCACUGCCUUCAACUGUACCCCGAACACGCCCCUCUCUUUCAACAAGUCGCAGAUCUUGUCUACCAAGCCCGAGAUAUCUAUCUUCAACAAGUUCUAUCCGACCAAACAACGAAUUUCUUCGACCUCGAUCCCAUCCCCGCUAAUCCAAGCUCGAUAGCUCGUGUCCAGCGCUUCAUCAAAACACUCGGACAAAUACCUCAAACGUCACCAAUAGCACACAUGCUGAUCUGGACCACGUUUGUAGCUGCGUCUGAUGCACAGCUCGACGAACACAAGAAAUAUUUCGAGGAUGUGCUUCGGAUACAUCAUGCAAGGAGCGGGUUUGGCAAUUUGCUCAAGGGAAUUGAGUCGUUGAAGAGGAUAUGGGGAAGAAAGCCCGGCGAAAGAUGGACUACGCUUCUACCGCUGACAAAAGUACUUGUUGCAUAA